Vigna umbellata (rice bean) is the source of this 1123-nucleotide messenger RNA. Its product is annotated as GDSL esterase/lipase At1g29670-like. NCBI's taxonomy places the organism in Eukaryota, Viridiplantae, Streptophyta, Magnoliopsida, Fabales, Fabaceae. The record is from RefSeq and is a predicted model, not a curated record. Gene Ontology annotation, molecular function: hydrolase activity, acting on ester bonds.
UCUCAUCUGCCUUUUUCUACCUACCUAGCCUAAGAUGACAAUUAAGUCUAAAGCAUCAUUGGUUUCAGCUAUUCUUCUAUUGCUUGCAAAUUGCAUGCAACAUUAUGUCAAUGGACAGCAAGUGCCCGGCUUUUUUAUCUUUGGGGACUCUUUAUGUGACAAUGGAAAUAACAACAAGCUUCGAACAGCUGCAAAAAGCAAUUACAAUCCAUAUGGCAUCGACUUCCCAGGAGGCCCUUCUGGACGAUUUACCAAUGGACAAAACCUAGUUGAUUACCUUGCCCAACUUCUUGAAUUUUCAGAAUAUAUCCCUCCCUUUGCAAACACUAGUGGCUCAGACAUACUUAAGGGUGUGAAUCAUGCAUCCGGAGCAGCUGGGAUUCUCUCUGAAACCGGAAAGCGUCUUGGUGACAAUGUCCACUUGGAAGAACAGCUGAAAAAUCACAGAGCCAUAUAUUUGAAAAUCGCCAGGGAACUUGGAGGUUUAAGGAAAGCUAAAGAGUACCUUAACCAGUGUUUGUAUUACGUGAACAUAGGCAGCAACGAUUACAUAAACAAUUUCUUUCUUCCCGAUCAAUACCCUUCAAGCCGAAUCUAUACCCUUGAGCGAUAUACCAAUAUUCUCAUAAACAAGUUAUCCCAAUAUAUGGAGGAACUGCAUGAGAGAGGAGCAAGAAAAGUGGCGGCAGCUGGGUUGGGUUCUCUAGGGUGCACUCCACAAGCCAUAUCUACACGUGGAACAAAUGGAAGUUGUGUUGCUGAGUUCAAUGACGCUGCCAUCCUCUUCAACAACAAGCUCAAUUCUUUAGUGAACACAUUGAAUAACAAGUUCACUGAUUCCAAGUUCAUCUUCAUAAACAGCUCAGACGGCCCCCUUGACCAAUUUGGUAUCACUGUUCUGAAUGCUCCUUGCUGCCCUACGAGAGACGAUGGACAGUGUGUUCUUAAUGGAACACCGUGCCCCAAUAGAAACCAGUAUUUGUUCUACGAUGGAUACCAUAUCACUCAGCUAGUCCACCAACUCUUUGCAAUCGGUACAUACGACCAAAUCCAGCCUCUUAUUAACCACUGAACCAAAUCAUUCACUUCAAACCACAUAUGGAUGCUUCUAUCUCUUCAAUAA